Molecule: messenger RNA, 3655 nt
Organism: Mugil cephalus (flathead mullet)
Lineage: Eukaryota; Metazoa; Chordata; Actinopteri; Mugiliformes; Mugilidae
Product: major facilitator superfamily domain-containing protein 6-A-like
Exons: 7
Coding region: 299-2755 (818 amino acids)
Biological process (GO): antigen processing and presentation of exogenous peptide antigen via MHC class I
Cellular component (GO): plasma membrane
Source: RefSeq, a predicted model, not a curated record
CAAAAUGGCGGACUUUAUGGCUGUCGUUUCCUAGAGAGGAGGACAGGUGGGAUCUCCGGUUUGACGAGCUGCUGUUGUUCUCAAUACAAAGAGAAAGCCGGAAGAAAAAAAAAGAAAACGCUUCAAAUUCGAGCUUAAAUAAAAACAUGAACGCGACACGGUGCAUUUAAACAUCACCCGCUGGUUUGUAGUAGAAACUAUGACGGGUUUUGUUUAAAAAAAAUGUCCGAACGAGGAAAGGGAAUUUGAACAGAAACUGCGCAGUCAUAGUUUAAUGGGAGCGGUGACCUGAGCAGAUAUGCCUGCAGACGACAAGGUUGCCAUCCUAACGGACGACGAGGAGGAUCAGAAGAGGAAGUAUGUCCUGGCCGAGCCAUUUAACACCCUGUCCAUGGGGCAGCAGGCGGGCGCGCUGGCGCCACCUGCCGCGCCGGCGUCCGAAACGCCGCCCGAGCAGCCGCCGGCCUCCCAGUCGGCCUCCAUCGACUGCUGCGAGAGGAUGUGCCUCCGCAUCAACACCCACCUCCUCAUCUCCAAAAUAUUCUACUUCUUCUUCUACGCCGCCUACGGCUCGCUGCACCCGCUACUGGCGGUGUACUACAAGCAGCUGGGCAUGUCGGCCAGCCGCAGCGGGCUGCUCGUCGGCAUCCGCUACUUCAUCGAGUUCUGCAGCGCCCCCUUCUGGGGCGUGGUAGCCGACCGCUUCAAGAAAGGGAAGGUCGUGCUGCUGUUCUCCGUUUUCUGCUGGUUGGUGUUCAACUGCGGCAUCGGUUUCGUCCAACCAGCCGAGAUGAGGUGCGAGGAAAAGGGCGCCGUGGUGGAUCCGACUGAUUUGCCGCCUCCUAGUAACGUCACGCCUCCGACGAACUCCACCAACCACACCCGGAGCCGCCGGAGCGUCCUGGAGCUGCACCAGCUUCUUGACGCCCUGGACUCCUUCUCCAGGGAGCUCUACCGGCACAAACGGAGCGUCGACAACAACACAACGUCAGCUCCCCUCAACACCACCCAGCUCACUCCAAACACCACCCUGCAGACCACCACAACCACCACCACCACCACCACCACCACCACUACCACUCCAACAACCACAACCCCCACCAAGCAAUACCAGAUCAUCUACAACCAGGACCAGGUGGAGAGGAUCUUCCUCAUCAUCCUGCUCGUCAUCAUCGUGGGCGAGUUCUUCAGCGCCCCGGCCGUCACCAUCGUGGACACCGUCACCCUGCAGUACCUGGGGAAAGCCCGAGACCGCUACGGCCUCCAGAGGAUGUGGGGCUCCCUGGGUUGGGGUCUGGCCAUGCUGCUGGUGGGCAUCUGGAUCGACCACACGCACAUCACCGUCUUCAUCGACGGCAUCGGCUGCAUCAUCCCCGACUUCCGCCUGCACAACUACCAGAUCGCCUUCAUCGUCUUCGGCGUGCUGAUGGCUCUGGCCUUCAUCGUGGCCACUCAGUUUUACUUCGAAAAGGGCGGCGAGUACCGGCAGGAGGUUCCAGAGGUGGUGGAGGAGGCGGCGGGGACCCCUCACCCCUCCGACUCCGGCUCCAGCUCCGGCUCCUCAGACCAGACUCCCGGCAGCCCCGACUCCACCGAGGAGUUCCACUACAGCGACCUCCUGAAGCUGCUGUGCAGCGUGCGCUACAGCUCCGUCCUGUUCGUGGCCUGGUUCAUGGGCUUCGGCUACGGCUUCGUCUUCAGCUUCCUGUACUGGCACCUGGAGGACCUGAAGGGGACGACCACGCUGUUCGGGGUCUGCUCCGUCCUCAGCCACAUCUCGGAGCUCGCCGCUUAUUUCACCAGCCACAAGUUCAUCGAGCUGGUGGGACACGUCCGAGUGCUGUACAUCGGCCUGGCCUGCAACACCGCCCGCUACCUGUACAUCUCCUACCUGCAGAACGCCUGGACCGUCCUGCCCAUGGAGGUUCUCCAAGGUGUGACCCACGCCUCGGUCUGGGCGGCGUGCAUCUCCUUCCUGAGCGCCGCCGUCCCCCCGGCGCUGAGGACGUCGGCGCAGGGGAUCCUGCAGGGUCUGCACCUCGGACUGGGCCGCGGCUGUGGAGCCAUGGUGGGAGGAGUGUUCGUCAAUUACUUUGGUGCUGCAGCGACGUUCAGAGGAAUCGGCAUGGCCUCCCUCGUCAUCCUCCUCAUCUUCUCCUUCAUCCAGUGUCUGACUGGAGAGAACGAAGGCAAAGAGGACAAGAUGCUGGCGGAGAACAUCCCGGUUCCGUCCAGCCCCGUUCCCAUCGCCACCAUCGACCUGGUCCAGAGCCAGAGCUCUGCCGGCAGCGCCGCUGCCGCCGCCGCCGCUCGCGCCGCGGCGCUGCCCGUCAAGAAGACGAAGCACCAGGAGGAUCAGGAGGACGUGACCAGGCCGGCCUGGGUGCUCUCCGGCGCCCCCUGGGUCACCAUCGCCUUCGCCGUCGUCCAGAUCAGGGAGAUGAUGCGGAUGACGAAGGGCGGCGGUCCACCUCUGGAGAAUCAGCCGCUGCAGGUACCUAAGGAGCAGGCGUCGGCCGAGUACGAGGCGGUGGCGACGUCGCACGGAAACCCGAGUGACGACGGCUCAGACUCGCCAGCAUCCGCCCCCAGGAUGCCCACGCAGACAGACGCCACCCGGCCGACGACGUCAGACUGCAACAAAGAGCAAACACACCCUGAUUCAGACGGAGGAGGAGGAGGAGGAGGAGGAGGAGGAGGAGGAGGAGGAGGAGGAGGAGGAGACGCUGCCGUUAGAGCAGAAAACACACUGUAGAAACACACACUUUACUCUUUGUCUCAGCCUCAGUGUUAAAACCUGCUCAGCUUCUAAACACUGUACAUAUAUAUACAUAUAUAAAUAUAUGCGGACAUUAAAUGAGGCAGAUUAAUUUAAGUUAUUGGAGGUUUUUUUUUGUAGCGGGGACUUUUAAUGGCUGAGGUUCAUGUGCACUAUAUUAACGGCCGGUGGAGUGUGAAGGGAAUUUCCUCAAAAAAAAAAAAUGUAAAUGUGCCUCUUCAUGACUUAUUAAAUGAAUUAAAAAAAAAGAGAAGAGAUGAAAGCUGAAGAAACUACAUCUAAAUCCGGUUUAUUCCCCUGUGAUGUGCAGCUUUAAGGCAAAUUAAAUUAUCAUAUUUUACAGCUUUUUAUUUUUCAGGGAGUUUUUACAUUCAUCUAAAAUUUACAUUUUUUUUUUAAUGCUUUUAAUUUGAAACUGUAAAAUAAUAAGAAAAUGAUUGAAAUAGAUCCUAAAACGUUUUAAUGGAUAAAUCCAAAUAGAAACCACGUGUUUGACAGGUUUAUUAUCGUCUGCUAUUAGUUAUUUAUAUAAUUAUCUCUGCAGAAUAACUUCGCCUGCUCACAUGUUGCUUCGUUCAGGUUUCAUCUCUUCUCCUAAAAGACGAACUCGGCUCUUUGAGGACUAACGGGACCAGUUGACUCUGCGAUCGAGCUGGAGGAGCCGUCGUGACUAAGUGCCUCUUUAUAAACCUCUUAAUCACCGUUAUUGUUCUAACUUCUCGUGACGAGAGCUUCUCUGAGGAGCCCUCGACUGUGCCGUCAUUUUUAAACAUCGAAGCUUCCGGUCUUUGAUUUUCAUGCCAAACGAAAUCAGUGUUGUGUAGGAAAACUGUAACGGCGAAGCCACGAUUAAAAGACGUUUUGGGGAAAAAUUGA